Messenger RNA from Polypterus senegalus (gray bichir), 2500 nucleotides. RefSeq names its product group 3 secretory phospholipase A2-like. NCBI's taxonomy places the organism in Eukaryota, Metazoa, Chordata, Cladistia, Polypteriformes, Polypteridae. Gene Ontology annotation, molecular function: A2-type glycerophospholipase activity. The coding region runs from base 217 to 1968 and encodes 583 amino acids. Gene Ontology annotation, biological process: arachidonate secretion; phospholipid metabolic process. The record is from RefSeq and is a predicted model, not a curated record. The transcript is spliced from 7 exons.
CACACACGGAGCAUCGGGGAGGUCUGCGCAGGUGUGGCCGGGCGGGUCGCCUGACUGAACCAAUCCGUGCGGCAGUUGCAACGCAAACUCGCGUCAGGGAACAUCACCUCAUGAGGUGCGACACACCCCCCGACAUCUCAAAAACGGAGCCGGGAGCCGAGCGACGCGAAACGGCGCACCUCGUGGCAGAGUUGUGUGUUUGUAAACGUCGCGGCUAUGCAUUGGGUCCUGUGUCUGCUCCUGGCGGCCCUGUUCGCCUCUUCUCGCUGUGCCGGAGCGCCCGACACGUUCUGCCAUCGUGAGCGCAGCGACUCCUCCGGACGCCGUCAUCUCACUUUCUUGACGCGCCGAACCGGGCAACUGGAGCUCGUGCAGAGUAUCUGGGGGCCGGAGAGGAACGGCCAGGGGCUCCUGGAGUGCGCGAGCAGCGGAGAUCCGGAGCUGACCGAGACUUAUCUGUCCCUUUGUGAGGAAGCCGAGCCCGCUACCCCGCGGGGUUUGCGAGAUGCUGCUAACCUGGUCGGCGAGGACAGUCCAUGCGUGGAUUCAUCAAAAAGAGCCUUUCGGCGCAAGAGAGAGGUGCGAGCCGCGAGGCACAAGCGGAGCUGGAUGAUCCCUGGGACACUGUGGUGCGGGACCGGGAGCGUCGCUGCCAACUUCACCGAUCUCGGUGUCUUUGAUCAGACUGACAAAUGCUGCAGAGAACACGACCACUGCAGACACACAAUCUCAGCAUUCAGCCUGAAGUAUGGCAUCUUCAACCGUCACCUCUUCACGCUGUCACACUGUCAGUGUGACCAAAGAUUCCGGAACUGUCUCCUUGGCGUCAAUGACACGGUCUCCAAUUUGGUUGGCUACGGCUUUUUCAACGUUCUCAAAGUUCCUUGCUUUGUGUUUGAACCCAGGAUGCAGUGCACCCGCUUAUAUUGGUGGGGGGGAUGCAAGAAACAAAGCCGAGCUCCUUUUGCUCUUGUCCGUGGCCCUACAAGGUACAAUUCCACAUACCCUGAGGAAGAAGACAAAGACAUGGGUUGGAGGGCCAGGGGUACCAACAACAAAUCACAACCCAAGAUGCCACAAGAGACUCUUCUCACAGCCAAGCCACUUUCUAAACAAGGGGGAGCACAAACCCCUAAGCAGAGCACAGCAGAACCAUCAAGGAAAGGAAACCAGGAAAGUCCAGCUCAAGGAACGAGACAAAGAACGGAGAAGCAAGGUGUGGCAAGUCAUCAAAAAGGAGGGAGCAAAAAGAGAGGGCAAAGUAAACUCGACUCGAGUGGGCAGCAGGCUGUCAAGACAGCGAAGCCCCCUGUGACUAGUAAAAAGGUGGCCACCACAUCAUCAACAGCCACAUUUUAUGAUGGAGGCCAGUGGCUGAAAAUCCACAGGGAAGAAAACGCCCUUCCCACUGUAGAACCGGCAUUUCUCGGCGACGAUAAGUCGGAAAAAAGCGAUGGAGUUGCACACAACCGCCCUUCACUUGUCGAAAGAAAAACCGAACAACACCAUAAACUGAAGAACUGUGGCUGCUACAAGCACCUCGAUCGAUGCGAGUACAAAAUUCCACCUUACAAGAAGAGAUUUGAAUUGCAGAACACCGAGUCCCGGAUGCUGUACCACUGCAACUGCACACAAAGGUUGGCUCGGCACUUACGCAAGAUGGGAGAGUCGAAUGCAGUGGAGUCCCUGGCAGUCAGUUACAUCUCCUUCUCCUGCUUCAAUCUACAAACAAGGGAAGAGUGCGAUUCAGGACGAUGUAGCGUGAAGCACACAGCAGUCCUCUCACGUGAUCAUCGCCUCCAAAGAGCCUUGAGGCUAAAGAAGAACGUGGAGAAGCGAGCGCGGGUUGCGGCUGCUCCUAAAGUGAAGAGACAAGGCCUGUACGAGAACUUUCAAAGCAAGAAAGGGUUGGUGAAGCUGUAUGACAAAUGUUUGGAGAUGGUCCAUGCCGUCCAGCAGCAACAGUGACACCUGGGGUCCGUUUAGACUCGAAUUGAAGCUGACCGUUUUUCCUUCCCUCAUUCACAUGCCUAAAAACUCAUCUUUAUAUGAAACUGCGCUGGAUGGAUCCAAAAACACAGCAGCCUUGCCUGUUACAACUACACAACCACAGGCUAACACCAAAGCAAGCUAAACACUUCACUAACACCCAUCCACAUUUCAGUCUUGUAGUUUUGUACUUAAACCACCUGGAAUUAUGGAACAACAAGCCAAACAAUAUAUAUAUAUAUAUAUUUUUUUUCCAGCAAGAAAAAAAUAUUAUCGUGUAACAGAAACAUGGCAACAUAAACACAGCAGGGAAGCUGCCAUAUGAUGCAGAUUUAGUGCACUUCCUGUAGGUGAUAUCCUUGGUAAUGGUCACCAACACACAGCCCAGCGUCCCCAUCGGGACAGUAGAAGAGUGUUUUACUAUGCACUUUUAUAAUAUGAGCGGGAGUCGAGCUAAAGUUAGAAAAUGGAGCGAACCUUCACAAAGUUGAUGAUGUCAUUUCUCGAUGGA